Messenger RNA from Seriola dumerili (greater amberjack), 2773 nucleotides. RefSeq names its product E3 ubiquitin-protein ligase pellino homolog 1 (gene peli1b). Gene Ontology annotation, biological process: regulation of Toll signaling pathway; protein K48-linked ubiquitination. The transcript has 7 exons. The record is from RefSeq and is a predicted model, not a curated record. Gene Ontology annotation, molecular function: ubiquitin protein ligase activity; protein binding. NCBI's taxonomy places the organism in Eukaryota, Metazoa, Chordata, Actinopteri, Carangiformes, Carangidae. The coding region runs from base 568 to 1848 and encodes 426 amino acids.
AGGACAGCACGCAGAGAGCCUGUCAUUUAAAAAAAAACACACCGUGAUAUUUUGUCUCACGGUGACCAUUUGUAACUCGUAACUCCAGGAAGAAGAAGACACAUCACACAAAGCCCUUAUUGGCGUCCAUGUUUUUUACGUUUUAUAUUUAUUUUUUAUUUUUUUGGUAAACCCGGCUAGAGGGGGAAAAAUUAAGACGAAAAUUUCCUUCUUUUUUUUUUUUUGUGCCGGUGGAACGGUAGCUAGCUUGCUAGCCUCAGCAAGUUGGGAAAGACAGGCAGCAGCACACCACAGUCAGCCACACCGAGCAGAGACAAUAAGAGGACUUCAUCAUUUAUAUCGCUGGCGGGACGAGCGCUGCGGGAGACGGACACAUGAAGCAUGAGAGGGUGGAGCUGAGGCUCAGCUGACCCUUCCCCUUCCUUCUCCUCCUUUCCCCCAGUGCUCCAUUCGAUCAGCACCUCCCCCCUCCCUUUCCCUCCUUUCCUCUUCCUUUCUCCCAUCACCCUGUUGGAUCUCACCCAUCUUGCCUCCCCUCCUCCUCUAAACCUCAAUCAGCCGUGCCCAAUGUACUCCCCAGAGCAGGAAAACAUCUCCACCACCGCCUCCACCAAAGUGCCAGUGAAGUAUGGAGAGCUCAUUGUGCUGGGGUACAAUGGCUCUCUGCCCAACGGCGACCGAGGUCGACGUAAAAGCCGUUUUGCACUUUGUAAGAGGCCGAAGGCAAACGGGGUGAAACCCAGCACAGUUCAUGUCGCCUGCUCUCCACAGGCAGCCAAGGCCAUAAGUAACAAAGACCAGCACAGCAUCUCGUACACUCUGUCUCGAGCCCAGACGGUGGUGGUGGAGUACACCCAUGACAGCAAUACAGACAUGUUCCAGAUCGGUCGAUCGACAGAGAGUCCCAUAGACUUUGUAGUGACGGACACGGUGGCGGGCAGCCAGAGUAACGCAGACACCCAGUCGGUUCAGAGCACCAUCUCCCGCUUCGCCUGCCGCAUCAUGUGCCAGCGCACGCCGCCUUACACUGCACGCAUCUAUGCCGCAGGCUUCGAUUCUUCCAAGAACAUCUUCUUAGGGGAGAAAGCUGCUAAGUGGAAGACGCCUGACAGUCAAAUGGACGGGUUGACCACAAACGGCGUGCUGGUGAUGCACCCUCGGAACGGCUUCACCCAGGACUCCAAACCGGGCGUCUGGAGGGAGAUCUCGGUCUGCGGCAACGUCUUCACCCUGCGAGAAACACGCUCGGCACAGCAGCGGGGAAAGAUGGUGGAGACAGAGAGUCAGGAGCUCGUCGACGGCUCUCUCAUCGACCUUUGUGGCGCGACUCUGCUGUGGCGCACAGCUGAAGGCCUGUCACGCACUCCCACCCUCAAACACCUGGAGGCGCUGCGGCAGGAGAUCAACGCGGCCCGCCCUCAGUGUCCCGUGGGCUUCAACACGCUGGCCUUCCCCUCAAUGCGUCGCAAGGACACGCCUGACGAGAAGCAGCCAUGGGUCUACCUCCAGUGCGGCCACGUGCACGGCUACCACAACUGGGGCAACCACCGCGAGGAGAGGGAGGGCCGAGAGGGCCGGCACAGGGAGUGUCCGAUGUGCCGAGCCAAAGGGCCGUACGUGCCGCUGUGGCUGGGCUGUGAGGCGGGGUUUUACGUGGACGCCGCCCCGCCCACUCACGCCUUUAACCCCUGCGGCCAUGUUUGUUCGGAUAAGACGGCGGCCUUCUGGAGUCAGAUCCCACUGCCGCACGGCACACACACCUUCCACGCCGCCUGCCCCUUCUGUGCCCAACAGCUGACUGGCGAGCAGGGCUACGUCAGACUCAUCUUCCAGGGACCCCUCGACUAGCGGGGGCGCCCUCAGCAUCCUGUGAGGGAGGCGGAGCGGGGAGUUUUCUGUUUGGACACUGACCCUGCAUUGAAAACGGGGACCUACCCAGAUAUGUUUUCUUUCCUCUACAGUUAAAUAUAAACUUUUUUCUGGACUUUUUGUCUCUCUCAUUUUUAAGUGACCUUUGUAUUGCUUUUUCAUGAAUGACAACAAAGAUUUCUAUAUUUUCAUGUGAAACCAGAGACACAAAAACCAAACAAAGAACACUGCUGGGUAAACUUUUUGCGUUUGUUUCUCGGAAAGAACUUCUAACAACAGUAUUUAUCUAAAUUACUAACAUACCGUAGUGCAAACAUACGGUUUUUAUUCAUGUUUAUUGUUGCAAUAUACAUCUGUGUACAUCUGUUAGAGCUAAUUUAAACAAAGACGUUUAUUUAUGGCCCAGGAACCAUUGCUCCAUUCUUUAUCUGUCAGAUAUGCCUAACUUCAAUACUAUUUAGCAUUUUAAUUUGAAAAUACAGUAUAUUGUUAAUCAGAUAUAAAGUUCUAGGUGUUUUCUGAGGGUUUCAGUCCGUGUCUUUCUCUCAUGUUCACCUCUCAGAUCUGUUUGUCGUAUUUAUACACCCUGUCUUCUGGCGUGCUCUCACUUUGUGUGUUAACCGUUCAGUUAUACUUCUCUCUCAUUAGGCAUCACCAUGGCCUUCUCACAUUCAAAGCAAUAGGUUUGGAAUGGAAACCUCCUAAAGCAUUAUGGGAAACUGAGUCGUCUAGGCGUUUUUGUAAACACUCAGACAGCUUGAAUGACUGCUCCCUCCCUUUAAAGUCCGAGUGAAACGUUUCUGUGGGUGAGUGAUUUUUUUUUUUCUCUGAUCACAGGUUAGCCAUGAUACCGCAGCUAUGUAGCUAAUGUCCCACAGGUCACACACACACACACACACACACA